CGUGCCUCGCACGGCUCAAGCCCACUGUGAGACCCGCGAUGAUGCUCGAUGCUAGCGUCUGGCGCACCUAACACCAGGAUGGUGCUUGUGAGCCCUCUUGACAUGCUCACCUGCAGCAUCCUCAUGCCACCACCGCAUUGCGGUCGUGAGGGGCGCCGUCGCGACACAGCGAUGCCGUAGAUCCUGAGCGCCGCGAAGCAGACACCUCCUUCCUCGCAUGCUCCGGAACGCCGAUCGGCUGAGCGUAGUUCCUCUGGCACCUCGUCCAAUGGGCCCGCAUCGCCUCGCGCUAGCCUCGUCUGACUCGUGCGGCGCGCGACAUCCGGACUCGCCAUCGACCUCCGUGUCCGCCGUACCAGGUCGGCCUCGCACGACCUCGCCGCCCGAGACUUCGACCUGCGAACCUGCGUCACGAGCUUCGCGCGCCCCACCGAUCGAUCCGCACCACGUCACACCAUCCGAGCCUGCGAGCCUCGACCGCGAGAGUCCAUGGUGGCCGCGUGGCGAUGUAGCAGCCCAGACGAUCCGAGAGGAGCGCUGGGUCUGCUACGCCGUCGCAAUCGCCUCGGGUCCUGCGUCCUCCACGCGCCGGGCGGUCGGCCCUCGGCCUCGCGUCCUCCUCGUCCGGCCCGUCAGUUGUGCGGCACUUGCGCCUCGUGCGCUGGCGGUCCAGCCACGUUGAGCGCUCGCCGCGCUAGCUGCAAGCUAAGUGUUAGUUGGACGGGACAUGCAUGAUAUUUUCGAGACGUGAGCCGCAGCGCCUGGUCUUGACCGCCGCGACACGACUCCGGCGGGCUGAUAGGGUAGAC
Molecule: messenger RNA, 809 nt
Organism: Tilletiopsis washingtonensis
Lineage: Eukaryota; Fungi; Basidiomycota; Exobasidiomycetes; Entylomatales
Exons: 1
Coding region: 218-682 (154 amino acids)
Source: RefSeq, a predicted model, not a curated record